AUGCAAAGGGACAUGUUAAUCAAAAAACUGGAACAUAAACUUGAACAGGCCAAACUGGAAAAUGAAGACCUCAAAUCAAAAAUAUUAGAGGAGGAGAUUGCACCAAAAACAGAGAAAGACGAACUGCAAAGCAAACUAUGUCACGCUGAAAACAUCAUUAAACAACUAGAAAAUGAACUAGAUGCCACCAAGCAAAAAUUCCUAGAUCAGGGAUUACCUGAAUGUCAAGUGAAAAUCAGGCAUGCUGGCGGGAAAACAACUCCAUCACAAAUUAACGUCAAAGAAAAUGCAACAACAGACCCUGCUCAAGAGCCAGACAAAACUGGUGAUAAAUCUGGCGAUAAUAUGGAGAAUAAUGGGAGUGAGAGAGGAGGACCCAACACGCCUGGUCCUGUAACAGAUCAUGCUCAAGAGCCAGAGCUAUCUUCUGAUAAAAAUGGUGAUAAUAUGGAGAAUAAUGAAAGUGAGGAAGCAUCCAGUAUGCCUGGUCCUGCAACAACAGAUUCUGCUCAAGAGUCAGACAAACCCGGUGAUAAUAUGGUAAAUAAUGGAAUUGAAGAAGCAUCCAACACGCCUGGUCCUGCAACAGAUUCUGCUGAAGAGCCAGACAAAUCUGGUGAUAAAAAUAGUGUUAUUAUGAAAAAUAAUGAAAGUGAGGGAGCACCCAACACGCCUAGUUCUACAACAGAUCCUGCUCAAGAAGCAGACCUAUCUGGUGAUAAAAAAAGUGAUAAUAUGGAGAAUAAUGAAAGUGAGGUAGCACCCAACACGCCUAGUCCUGCAACAGAUCCUGCUGAAGAGCCAGACAAAUAUGGCGAUAAAAAUAGUGUUAUGGAGAAUAAUGAAAGUGAGGGAGCACCCAACACUCCUGGUCCAACAACAGAUCCUGCUCAAGAAGCAGACCUAUCUGGUGAUAAAAAAAGUGAUAAUAUGGAGAAUAAUGAAAGUGGGGUAGCAUCCAACACGCCUGGUCCUACAACAGAUUCUGCUGAAGAGCCAGACAAAUCUGGCGAUAAAAAUAGUGUUAUGGAGAAUAAUGAAAGUGAGGGAGCACCCAACACGCCUGGUCCUACAACAGAUCCUGCUGAAGAGCCAGACAAAUCUGGUAUUAAAAAUAGUGUUAUAAUGGAGAAUAAUGAAAGUGAGGGAGCACCCAACACGCCUGGUCCUGCAACAGAUUCUGCUGAAGAGCCAGACAAAUCUGGUAUUAAAAAUAGUGUUAUUAUGAACAAUAAUGAAAGUGGGGGAGCACCCAACACGCCUAGUUCUACAACAGAUCCUAAUAAUGAAAGUGAUGGAGCACCCAACACGCCUGGUCCUGCAACAGAUCCUGCUCAAGAGCCAGACAAAGCUGGUGAUAAUAUAGAGCAUAAUGAAAGUGAAGGAGCGUCCAACACGCCUGGUCCUGCAACAGAUCCUGCUCAAGAACCAGACAAAUCUGGUGAUAAAAAUAGUGUUAUUAUGGAGAAUAAUGAAAGUGAUGGAGCAUCCAACACGCCUGGUCCUGCAACAGAUCCUGCUGAAGAGCCAGAUAAAUCUAGUGAUAAUAUAGAGAAUUAUGGAAAUGAAGGAGCAUCAAACACGCCUGGUCCUGCAACAGAUCGUGCUCAAGAACCAGACAAAUCUGGUGAUAAAAAUAGUGUCAUUAUGGAGAAUAAUGAAAGUGAGGGAGCACCCAACACGCCUGGUCCUGCAACAGAUUCUGCUGAAGAGCCAGACAAAUCUGGCGAUAAAAAUAGUGUUAUGGAUAAUAAUGAAAGUGAGGCAGCACCCAACACGCCUGGUCCUACAACAGAUCCUGCUCAAGAGCCAGACAGAUCUGGUGAUAAUAUAGAGAAUAAUGGAAGUGAGGGAGCACCCAACACGCCUGGUCCUGCAACAGAUCCUGCUCAAGAGCCAGACAAAGCUUGUGAUAAUAUAGAGCAUAAUGGAAUUGAAGGAGCAUCCAACACGCCUGGUCCUGCAACAGAUCCUGCUCAAGAACCAGACAAAUCUGGCGAUAAUAUAGAGAAUAAUGAAAGUGAAGGAGCAUCCAACACGCCUGACAAAUCUGGUGGUAAUAUAGAACAUAAUGAAAGUGAAGGAGCAUCCAACACGCCUGGUCCUGCAACAGAUCCUGCUCAAGAGCCAGACAAAUCUGGUGAUAAUAUAGAGAAUAAUGAAAGUGAAGGAGCAUCCAACACGCCUGGUCCUGCAACAGAUCCUGCUCAAGAACCAGACAAAUCUGGUGAUAAUAUAGAGCAUAAUGAAAGUGAAGGAGCAUCCAACACGCCUGGUCCUGCAACAGAUCCUGCUCAAGAACCAGACAAAUCUAGUGAUAAAAAUAGUGUUAUUAUGGAGAAUAAUGAAAGUGAUGGAGCAUCCAACACGCCUGGUCCUGCAACAGAUCCUGCUCAAGAACCAGACAAAUCUGUUGAUAAUAUAGAUCAUAAUGAAAGUGAAAGAGCAUCCAACACGCCUGGUCCUGCAACCGAUCCUGCUCAAGAACCAGACAAAUCUGGUGAUAAUAUAGAGAAUAAUGGAAGUGAGGGAGCACCCAACACGCCUGGUCCUGCAACAGAUCCUGCUCAAGAGCCAGACAAAGCUUGUGAUAAUAUAGAGCAUAAUGGAAGUGAAGGAGCAUCCAACACGCCUGGUCCUGCAACAGAUCCUGCUCAAGAACCAGACAAAUCUGGUGAUAGUAUAGAGCGUAAUGAAAGUGAAGAAGCAUCCAACACGCCUGGUCCUGCAACAGAUCCUGCUCAAGAACCAGACAAAUCUGGUGAUAAAAAUAGUGUUAUUAUGGAGAAUAAUGAAAGUGAAGGAGCACCCAACACGCCUGGUCCUGCAAAGACAGAUCCUGCUCAAGGGCCAGAAAACCCUUUUGAUAAUAUAGAGAAUAAUGUUGCACUUUGA
This is a messenger RNA of Saccoglossus kowalevskii, 2895 nucleotides long. RefSeq lists its product as uncharacterized. Lineage: Eukaryota; Metazoa; Hemichordata; Enteropneusta; Harrimaniidae. The record is from RefSeq and is a predicted model, not a curated record.